Molecule: messenger RNA, 1565 nt
Organism: Micropterus salmoides (largemouth bass)
Lineage: Eukaryota; Metazoa; Chordata; Actinopteri; Centrarchiformes; Centrarchidae
Gene: syt6a
Product: synaptotagmin VIa
Exons: 7
Biological process (GO): regulation of dopamine secretion; calcium-ion regulated exocytosis; regulation of calcium ion-dependent exocytosis
Cellular component (GO): membrane
Molecular function (GO): calcium ion binding; syntaxin binding; phosphatidylserine binding
Source: RefSeq, a predicted model, not a curated record
GAGAUCAAGAAAGGAAAAGUGAGAGACACUGACGCUACUUUUGGCCUCCUGCUCGGUGUGUUUGUGGUCUGUGGCCUGGCUCUGCUGGGCCUUCUUACAUUCAUCUCCUGGAAGCUGUGCUGUGAGCCUUGGCGAACUAAGGCACACUUCCCCAGUCCAUCCCUCACUCCAUCCUGUGGCCCAGAGCACUGCCCGCAACAGCCGCCUCUACUGCUGCCCAGUCCCCAGCAGUCACCAGUCACCAUGGCGACAGAGAAGGUGAAGGACCCCAUGGGCUCGAUGGGUUUCCUGGAGGCGGCAGUGAAGAUAAGCCGUACAUCUCCCGACAUCCCCACCGAUGUACAGCUCUCCAUGAGGGAGCACUUCCUGCGCCGCACGCAACGCAUGCAGAGGCAAACCACUGAGCCGGCUUCCUCCACUCGACACAAUUCAUUCAAACGACACCUGCCCAGGCAGAUGCAGGUAGGCAGUCUUGACCUGGGAAAUGACUAUAUGGUCGACAGAGAUGAAAAGCCCACCAGCAUAGGGCGCAUCCAGCCAGAGCUCUACCAACAGAAGACCCCGGAAUCAGAGGAUUCGUCCAAGAAGGGCAGCAGCCAAAACUGUGGCACGAUUAACUUCUCUCUGAAGUACGACUAUGAAAACGAGGCACUCAUCGUCAACAUCCUCAAGGCAGUAGACCUACCUGCCAAGGACUUAUGUGGCACAUCUGACCCUUACGUGAAGGUCUACCUGCUGCCUGAUCGCAAGAAGUUCCAGACUCGCGUCCACCGGAAGACACUCAACCCCACAUUCAGCGAGAGCUUCCAGUUUCCUGUGCCUUACGAUGAGCUUGCAGUCAGGAAGCUCCAUAUGAGUGUCUUUGACUUUGACCGGUUUUCACGGCAUGACAUGAUCGGGGAAGUGGUGCUGGAAAACUUGUUUGAAACAUCAGACCUCUCCAGGGAGACGAACAUAUGGAAGGACAUCCAAUAUGCCACCAGUGAAAGUGUUGACCUUGGGGAGAUCAUGUUCUCACUAUGUUACUUGCCCACCGCGGGCAGACUCACACUUACUGUCAUCAAGUGCAGGAACCUCAAGGCUAUGGACAUCACUGGAUACUCAGAUCCCUAUGUCAAAGUGUCACUCAUAUGUGACGGGAGACGCUUGAAAAAGAAGAAGACGACCAUAAAAAAGAACACGCUAAAUCCCACCUACAAUGAGGCCAUCAUCUUUGACAUCCCGCCAGACAGUAUGGACCAUGUCAGCCUGCACAUAUCUGUCAUGGACUACGAUUUGGUAGGUCAUAAUGAGAUCAUUGGUGUGAUGAGGGUUGGGUGCCAUGCCGAGGGACUUGGCAGGGACCACUGGAACGAAAUGCUGGCUUACCCACGCAAGCCCAUUGCACACUGGCACCCCCUGCUGGAGUCCAAGAAAUCUGAGAAGGAGUGGAAGGCGAGGACAGCCAGCUUUGACAGCCAAGGUUCCUGCCCCUCACCCAGGCCCCCUGCUAGUCCCUGAACAGAGCCACCUGUGACCCACCAGCCCAGAAGGGGGUUUCCUCCCUCCUGCUGAUCCACUUCCUG